Molecule: messenger RNA, 1038 nt
Organism: Aureobasidium namibiae CBS 147.97
Lineage: Eukaryota; Fungi; Ascomycota; Dothideomycetes; Dothideales; Saccotheciaceae
Product: GroES-like protein
Exons: 2
Coding region: 1-1038 (345 amino acids)
Molecular function (GO): oxidoreductase activity, acting on NAD(P)H
Source: RefSeq, a predicted model, not a curated record
AUGGCACCCUCAAACAUGAAGGCCAUCAAGGUCGUCGAGGCCAAGAAGGCAGAGCUCCAAGAUGUUCCCGUCCCAAAGCUCCGUGACGACUACGUUCUGGUCAAGGUCGAGGCUGUUGCACUGAACCCCACCGACUGGAAGCACGUCGACUACCUCGCCAACCCUGGUGCCACCGUCGGCUGUGACUAUGCCGGUGUCGUCGAGGAGGUCGGCUCAGCCGUGACAAAGAAGUUCUCCAAGGGUGACCGCAUCGCUGGCUUCUCCCAUGGUGUGAACAGCGCCAACAAGGAAGACGGUUGUUUUGCACAGUACGCUCUGUCCAAGGGUGAUGUUCAGAUGAAGGUUCCCGACUCUCUGUCGACUGAGGACGCUGCUACCCUUGGUGUUGGCGUCACCACUGUUGGACAGGGUCUCUACCAGAGCUUGAAGCUCCCUCUUCCCACCGAGCCUGCUAAGCAGCCUUUCCCCGUUCUGAUCUACGGUGCCUCCACCGCCACCGGUACCCUUGCCAUCCAAUACGCCAAGCUGUCUGGUCUCGAGGUCAUCGCCAUCUGCUCUCCUCACAACUACGAUCUCGUCAAGUCUCUGGGUGCCGACGCCACUUUCGACUACAAGGACCCCGAGUGCUCAGCCAAGAUCCGCGAGCACACCAAGGACAACCUCAAGCAUGCGUUCGAUUGCAUUGCUGAAGGCGAAUCUCCCAACAUCUGCGCCAACGCCAUCUCGACCAAGGGCGGUGUCAUCUCCUACCUUCUGCCCGCCAAGUCCUCCCGUGAGGAUGUCGUGGACCAGAGCACCCUCGGCUACACAGUUGUGGGUGAAGCCUUCACUUUUGCCGGCCACCCCAUCCCUGCCAAGCCUGAGGACUUCGAGUUUGGCAAGAUGUUCUGGGAGCUGGCUGAGAAGCUGUUCGCCGAGGGCAAGGUCAAGGCUCACCCCAAGGAGCUCCGCGAGGGCGGUCUUGAGGGUGUCUUUGGCGGCAUGGAUGACAUGAGAUCCGGCAAGGUCUCUGGCAAGAAGCUUGUCUACAAGAUCUGA